This is a messenger RNA of Vollenhovia emeryi, 3341 nucleotides long. RefSeq names its product transmembrane protein 53. The transcript has 5 exons. Bases 481 to 1734 code for a protein of 417 amino acids. The record is from RefSeq and is a predicted model, not a curated record. NCBI's taxonomy places the organism in Eukaryota, Metazoa, Arthropoda, Insecta, Hymenoptera, Formicidae.
UUAAAAAAAAGGAAUAGCUAAGACUAAUCCCAGUAAACACCAAGUAACAGUUACAUAACACCACGUGUCCUGCUCAACGAGGUAAAUGUUAUAUAACAUGCGUGUUAUAUAGCAUUUACCUCGUUGAGUAGGACAUUAUAAUAUUGAUGUCACGUAACUGUUAUUCAACAGUCUUGUGAGUCUCCGCACGAUCUCUACACCGGUGAGCCCGCAAUAGUUUCACCUGUCGCUAUUUACGGUCGCCUAUGAGAGAGUGAGGACUAUUCGUCGCUGGCACGUGCUUACGAUCGCCACGUUUCCGUGAUUAUCGCGCUCUCAUUUGCGCGACAGGCGUGUUCUGUGGCGCAGGAGGAAUUGUUUUCGACAAGGAUAAACGUGUGAGGAAAGUAAGAAUUUGAAACCAACCUUUUUUCCCUCGUGAAUCCCGCGCUCUAGCGUAUAUGCACGCCUGCAUGUGCAUACGCGUGGCUGGACGUCCACAUGCGCGGUUGUCCUCGCCGUCGCCUCGACCUAGCUCCUGUAGCACCCUCGGAUAUCGAUCCCCCGGCGCGUUCGCGCGUUUCGAACGACGCAAGCCCGAGUUUAAGCUCGAGUACAAGUCACCCUCCCGGCGAAGCUAGUUCAUGCCCGGCGCACCGCCUCACCCCCGGCUGCAUAUCCUCUCCCUCCGUCCUUCCUCUUCCUCUCUCUUUCUCUCUCUCUCUCCCGCUCCCUCUCCACUCCUUUCGUCCUCGUGAACAGGAGGCACGGCAAUCGGGCAAGAUGAGCGACCAGGAGGAUCUGGAUUAUUACAUCAUGUUCCCGUCGUUCCCGCCGUCCCCGAAGGACCCGACGUUGACCACAGCCGGACAGGAUCAGCGCGAGGAGUUCGUGUUCGUGUACGAGGAGGAUAAGCGGCCGGUCGUGAUCCUGCUAGGAUGGGCCGGCUGUCAGGACCGAUAUCUAGCCAAAUACAGCUCGAUCUACGAGGAGAAGAGCUGCAUCACGCUGCGUUACACGGCGCCGGUGGAGUGCCUGUUCUGGCGCCGGGACAAGAUGCCUUACAUCGGCAAGCGGCUGCUGCAGGUGAUCACGGACAACCGGCUGGACGAGCACCCGAUAUUCUUCCACGUCUUCAGCAACGGCGGCGCCUUUCUCUAUCAGCACGUCAGCCUCGCGAUGCAGAGGGCCAACACGCCGUUCAAGGUCAGGGGGGUGAUAUUCGACAGCGCGCCCGGCGAGAGGAGAUUGACGGCGCUUUUUAAGGCGAUCAGCGCGAUUAUCGGCGGACAUCCCCUCACGAACUUGCCGAUGUCGUUCGUCAUCACGUUCUUCCUCUCCGUACUCUGGUUCUUCGAGGCUUUCAGCAGAACGCCUAUUCAAACGAACCCGAUCGCCCUCGCCGAGGAAGCCUAUUCCUGGCCUCAGUUGUUCCUGUACUCCAACAGCGACACUCUGAUCCCGGCGUCUGACGUCGAGAAGUUCGCCAGCCGGCGGGCCGAGCGGGGUGUACGGGUGCAGCUCGUCCUGUUCACCAAUUCGCCGCACGUCAAGCACUACACGACCUACCGCGACGUCUACGUCAACACCGUGUGCAGCUUCAUUCACGAAUGCCUGAUCUCGCCGAGUCCGUCGAGGGGCCUGCUGUCGCCCCUGGACCACGGCGACGAUCUCGACUCCCAGAGCUACGACGCGCCACCAGGUCUCACCAAGCGCGUCGUGCUGCCUCAGGAGGCCAGCAAGCAGCAGAACUAGUCUGGGAGUCCGGAAGACGAUAAAUAGGGUAGAAUAGUCGCCCAGCGGCAACGCGGGUGCCAGGCAUAAAGGGAGAGAGGAUCGAUGAUCAAUUAUUACGUACCGCAUUUUCGAGACUAACAGGUCUACGAAGAAAGGAGUGAAUUCGAAGGGAAGCGCCGGGAAUCGGUUUUACGCAAUUAGGAUCUCCCAAUCCCCCGUAAUUGGAAAUUGGAACGUCAGCUGCUCAAUUCUUUCCACCCCCGACUUUUCCUUGUAUUCUCGUCUUUUCAUCGCAAUGCAGAGAAUCGCAUAAUAGGAUGGGCAACUUCUUUAUUGGAGCUGAAGUGAGCCAGGGGGAAGCGUUGCGACUGAAACCAGAGAAGAAUCUGAACACUUUUCCGGGCAGUUCCCGAUUUCGAGCGCGUGCGGGAGAUCGAAAUUUCGCAGAGCAAGUGUCUCGCGACUCUUUCAAUUCACUCGUUUCACAUGGUAUAAAGAGGCGAUGCCCGAGAUGCUGGAAACGGUGCUACGUUCGUUAAAUGUACAGAGCUGUUUUAUAUGAAGUUGAUAAUCGUUUUCGGGUUGAAAGUUACACUCGACUGAAAAUGUCGAUUUUCUAUGAGCCGAGCGGGAGAGCAGACACACGGUGGCGUAAGAGUUUCCAAAUUGGAUCUCGAACUACUUUGGUGCACUUAGACUCGUACGAGUCCAAAAAUAUGAAGAUUUCUACUAAAGCUUAUCUCAAUUCUACUUUGGCGCCUGCAUUUAUGUUUCUUUUUCUAUAUACAACUCGAAUGUCAUAUAAACACGCACACAUCUAUUCGCGCGUUGCUUCCUGCAAAUCGAAAGUUCUGAAUUUUAAUCAAGUUUGACGCAAUUACCAGUGGGCCAGAACCCCAGGAGAUUCCUGGACGACUUAAGUGCACUGUUUGCGGCAUCGUAAGCCUUUUCAAAAUUUCACCGAUAAUCUCCACAUCCUCUCUCUCUCUCUCUCUUUCCUUUGCCUCAGUGUCCUCUUACGUUAUCCCUGUCGCAGCUUGAUUCUUCCUUCGUACUCUUUCGUCGUUUCUUCCGCCAUCGCGUGUCCGAGCUUUAGAAGCUCGCGAGCUCGUAGACACGAAUGCAUCCUCUGUACAAUAAUCUGGACGAGCGAUCUCUCGCUUGCCGGACGGUUUUGUGCCGUCCUCCGAGAACGAAGGCUUCGAGGACUAAUUGCAAGAGAGAUUUCUAGGACGGGGUGGGGUGCGUUUGAUAGAAAAUCGUACGCAAUAUCGCGCAAUGUGUUUACCGCUUACGCUCGUGCUCUUUCCUACGCCGCGGGACAAGGAACCCGCGCAAGAAUCAAGCUGGACUUGAUUUAGCUUACGCAACUCACGACUCGAAUGCAUGGCAUUUAAUCGAUUCGUAAAAGGAAAACACAGGAUUUCUCCUUGUGUCUGGAAUUAUAUCAGUGAUAAAUUUUCGAGAACGCUCGCCACUCGAGCGUAUAGUUCUGUAUCGUUAAAACAUGUCUUUACAUAUAUAUAUACAUAUAUAUAUUUAAAAAUAAAUAUAUUUUGAUCUGUCGAUUAGUUAUACGAAUAAAGACUGAUAAAUAAAGCUGCAGACUGUUAAUUUUUAUCAAA